Messenger RNA from Ceraceosorus bombacis, 4923 nucleotides. Lineage: Eukaryota; Fungi; Basidiomycota; Exobasidiomycetes; Ceraceosorales; Ceraceosoraceae. The record is from the annotation of a GenBank genome assembly.
AUGUCUUGUGAUAUGCGCGAUGGACCUGGCACGACCUGGCUUGCUCCUCCCCAUUCCUCUUCGCCACGCCCUAACCUCGACGCCGAUGCCGACGCCGACGCCGACGCUCCUGCUCACGAUGCUGCGGCAACGUCCAUGUCCAACUCGCGCCACGCUCACCACCAACAUCGACGUCCCGAUUCGCGCGCCCCGGCUUCCAUGUCACUCAAACGCAAAUUCAUCAACUCCAUGAUGAUGAUGACGACGACGACGACGACGACGACGCAUCAUGGUCGACCUGCUUCCACUGGCACCGACACGCUGCAAUCCGCCAUCUCCUCCUUUCCUCAUCCGCCUCCGCCACCGCCUCCACCAACGCCACCCAAAUCCGGCCCAAUGGCAAACAUACCGGCACUGCAAACUGAUUGCCAUGUCCGCAUCUCCGCUGCUCAUCCCUACCCCGGACUCACUGAUUUGGCUGACGCGACGGACGCUGCUGCUGCUGCAUCUCACGCGCAAUCCACGUCGCACGCACUCAAUGCGCCGCCAUCUUCACCCUCGCCCGGCACGCGCUCUCGCAUGCCCGUCCGCGCCUCAUCCCUUUCUCACAACUCGCCUUGGCCGCCGCCACCUUCAUCUUGCCAUCGCGCACCUCUCACCACCUCGGCCGCUCCGACGCCUACCCCGACAUCAUCCGGCACUCCAACGCAUUCUCAUUGCUGCGACUCCACAUCCCUCUCUUCUCCCGUCUCCCACUCUGCCCCCACCUCUGUCAUUUCCCUCUACGACGACGACGACGGCGGCGGCGGCGGCGGCGGCGGCGCCACUGCUCGCGCAACACACGGCCUGUCUACUCGACCCGCGUCGGUGGCAUACACGACUUGCAACCGAUCUUCCGUCAUCGCACACGCUCACGCUCACGCUCACACGAAACGCGACGCUUCAUUGCAAUGGGACUUUCCUCGACGUCCAUGGCAUUCCUUUCGACCACGAACAGCCAUGCCUUCCCUACCCGCAGGAAUUCUGCUUCAAGACUCGCCAUCCUACAUUUCCGCUCGAAGCGCAAACUCGCUCAUCUCCUUUUCCAGACCUACGCGCAUCCGAGCAGAGACUUUGCACUUUUUGAACAGACUGCUAGACGAACUGCUCCUGCUCGUGCUCAGCUCGGCCAAAUCCCUCGCUACGGACCGCAUCAAGACGGAUGGCAUACUGCGCGUUUUGGGAAGCACGGGUGCAGGGGCGCUCUUGGCCAAGAAUGCCGUGCUGGAAGCUGAAGUGGAGAUGAGGCAGUAUGUGGAUGGGAUGCGCAAAGAGGGAAACAAGGUGCCCCUCGGUCUCAGCGCUACCAGUCGUCUGGACGGCACCGAGGGAUUCCCCGUCAAGAGCGCAUACGAGGCUGUGAGUCUUGUUGGGCGCUUCCAACCGCCAUGUCCGCCCACCCGCCCGCUCUUCCGCUGACCCCCCGCCCCCCUCUUCUCCCUCUCUUUGCGCGUGGGCCGGCGCGCACACUAGCUUCGCGUCAGGUGUCAGUACUACAGCACGCUCGGCUCGCUCGAAGAUCCUUCGCCCCACUCGACUUCUGCAGACACGACCAUCAUGUCUUCAGAAGGCCGGCCCAUCGCUUCCAUCACACCGCCCGUCAGCAUCUACGUGACGGCUCUGCUGGAAUUCGUGGCGGAACACGUGCUGAACAAUGUGGGACGCAUCAUCGAGCGGGACAAUAGCGAUGAAGCUGGACUGAUGGAUCUGAGAAAGGCUUUGGAGGAGGAUGAGAGCUGCGCUAGUUGGUGGGACCGCAUGACCACGCGGGUGGAGAUGCAGUCAAAGGAAAGGGAAGAGGGCGAAUCGCGAAGAGGCAGCGCUCGUCCUUGGCAAGUUCCCGACGAGUCUGAGCUGGAAGAAGCUGCUGGUCGUAGAAAAUUUGUGAGGCAGAGCCUCAACCUGAGCUCUACCGGCGUACCCAUCAGCCCUUCCUUUACCUCUACACCUCGAGCUGCGGGACAAGGACAUGGACGGGAGAGCAGUCAACCUUACAGCGCCAGCGCCCAUGGGCACAACGACCGCGACUUUGGCGCGCAGAGUCCGGCCAGCACAAGCCUCACGCACGGCAGCUCCUUGCCCGGCAGCGCGACGGCCUUCAACUCGGCCGUCGGAUCGACGAAUCACAGCGUGGAGACGGCUGCUACGAGCACCGGACCGACGCUCACCCGUAGAUCCAGCAGCGAUCGCGGCUGGGGCAACCUGCUGCAGGGUCGUCGACGCGGAAGCUUCAGAAGCAGCCAGGACAUGGCUGCUCCCAAACCCUCCCUCUCUCAGACCAGCGACGGGGCCAACCCAGAGAUUGUGGAGCCGGACGAUUUCGAAGCGCUAAUGAUGAGCGGACAGACGAUGAAGGUCUCCUUGACGCCCAACAGGCUGCGCACCAUCGAGGUGGCCAAGCAGGACGCGGAGGCCAAGAAGAAUGCGAGAAAAAGACCUGGCGUCAUGAACCUCGGAGUCAGAGACGAUGGCGGAUCCUCCACACCCCUCUCUGCUCGAAGCGCCACUUCUCCCGCUCCUCCUCCGCUUUCGGCGCGAUCAGCUGCCGAAGGUGCGCCGCUGGAAGAUCAGCUGCUCGCUGCUGCGGGAGUUUCGGGACGCGAGCGCAGCGCAUCGAGAGCGAGCUCCAUUCGUGCUAGCAACAGCAGCCGAUCCAACUUGACCCCCAAGACGGGCAGUCAACCACCUUCGGCGUACCGCGGGCCUCCGGAAGCGGGCAGACCAAGCGAGCAGAAUGGACGUUCCGCCUCCGUCGAUUAUGGCACGGUGGACGAUGAGUAUGCGGCUGGACCAAUUGGCGGAUCGCGAAGGGGCAGCAGCGCCAAGGGCGCUUUGCAACCGCGAAACGAGGGUACAACCUCUUCGGUCCGUGACAUGGUAGACAUGUUCAACGGCACGCCUCCCAGUCCUCUGACCCAGGGUCAAUUCGACUCGCCAGCCAGCGGACGCGAAAGCAGGCAGAGCGUCAUCAGCUUGUCCUCCAACACUGGCGAUGGUCGCAAGGGCGCCUUGUCCGGUCGCGUGAGGUCGCUGUUUGGUGGGCGCAAGCCGAGCGCUUCGGGCAUCGUCACUCCUCAACCACGUCGUCUGCACUCUGGCAACAAUUCUCGCAACGGCUCCUUUGCCAACAUGCCCAAUGCCAGCGAAGAUAAUCUCGCCUCCAGCUCUGUUGGACACGCAAGCGUUGCCUCCAUCAGCGAAUUUCAGCAACCGCAGUCGCGCACCGUUGGUGGUUCUCUUGGCAGAUCUCAUAGCAAUCGCCCACCAUCUGCUGGCGGACGCGUUGCCGUUCCCGCAUAUCGAGACGGGGAUGAGGGUCGAUUAUCACCCGCCAUCGAGAGCACCACGCCCGAUCCGCCAGUCAAGACGCCAGACGCGACCGAAGCGCUUCCUGAUCUUCCGGUCAAUGCUGGCGUGGCUGACCUUUCGAGAUCGACCAACGACAGCGGUGCUCUUGUCGGCAUAUACCCCGAAGAGCCUCUGCUUCGCCGAGCUGCUACUCCCCCUUCUCCGCCGCCAGCGCAGGGUCAGCAAGCUCGCGCCGAUCCUCCAAGUCGCAAGAUACCCUGGAGCUAUGCUCGACAAUCUUCCAUCGGUCCCAGCAACGCAGCGAUCGGCGCGUCCAUCAGGAGACCAGGAAGCUCUGCUGCUGCUGAGCGCAAUGCCGCGGCUGCUGCCGCCGCCGCUGGGACGGCUGGAAGCGUGGGCGGACACUCUAGCAGCAAUGAGCAUGCCCCGCCAAGCGCUUGGGCUUACUCUGCCGGUGGUACGAUGGACGAGCACGCGGUGGGCAACAAGACGCCCACGGCUAAUCAUGCGGCCGGCUAUGCUCAGUCACCAUCGACGCGCAGCUCGAUGGGACCCGCGCGAACUUCGUCGACCACCUCAAGAUCCGAGACGGCUCGUGUGCUGGCGACUUUGGACAGGCGCAUGCGGGACUGCAACACUGUGGAGGAGUGCAGAAUGCUAGUCUCGCAAUCUCUUGCUCUGGCCGCUGCUGCGAUGCACGCUACCGGCGGCGAAUCGCGUCAGGUGCAGGAUAUGCCAGACGAAGAUGUUGUUGCUGGCGAUGCGCAGCAUCCUAGAUCUACAACACUGCAGCCUGCCCUCGCCGCCGCCACCGCCGCCACCGCCGCGCUCAAGAUCAAAGCUUCCCCCGCCGAAGUGGCCGUAGCUACAAUCGAUGCUCCUCGUGCGCUGCUGCCCAUCCUCGCCAUGGCGGAAGGGUACGACGCUUAUGCGGACGAGAGCACGCCGGCUUUCAAACAGUCUGCCAAUCUAGCUGCUUGGCUGUUGGAUGGCGAUGGCGAUGGCAACGACUUGUUUCACUCUUUGCCGCAGCAGCAGCAGCAGCAGUACGCCGAAUCGAACACUUUUGACAGCAGCCCCGCGUCCAAAGACUCUUCUCAUGCUGCCGAUUUGGAGGAUGAUUUCUCCUCUGCCAAGUCGGACGAAGAGCAAGAGGAGCACGAAGUGGAUGCGGAUGCGGAUGCGGAUGCGGAGGAUACGGAGGAGGAAGCUCGGACUGUACAGCGACAAGCGCCACCCGCACCCGCCUCCGCCUCCGCCUCGGCUUCCGGCUCGGGAUAUCGACGCUCGGCAGCUUCGGAACUGGCCAACGUCGCAUCCGACGCCACGCUCCGUUGGACUUCGGCUAGCAGUGGCAGUGGCACCAAGAAUGCUAGAGGCACCACAAACGGAUAUCUGCCCGGCUCUUACGCUUCGCAAACGCCCCUGCUGUCGCGCAGCAAAGCUGCUGCACCACUACAGCCCAACAUGCACGCAACGAAAGUCAUGCCUUCGAACACGACGGAUGGGGAAUUGGCAGAGAUGCAAGCGAGACGAACUAGCAUGCAUUCCAGCACCAAAUCCUUCAGGGACGCUUCGGAGGAGCCGGUCGAUUAG